AGUGAGUUGAGUAUAGUUUAAUUUUAGCGUAGCCUCACGUUUACAUCCCCAAUCCAUAGGGCUACUAUUUACAGCGUUCAGUUCAAUCCAAUUGAGAUAAACGUUUACAUCCCUAAUCCCUAGGGCUAGUAUUUACAGCGUUCGCUUCAAUCCAAUUGAGAUAACAAUGAGCGUAGGUUUUAUUGUCUGGGUCCGAGAAUCCAAUUGAGAUAACAAUGGAAGUAGGUUUUAUUGUUCCGAGAAUCCAAUUGAGAUAACAACGGACGUAGGUUUUAUUGUCUGGGAGACUAGUGCCACGUUAAGCCUACGUCCGAGACACAUGGAUGUGUCGUCGAUUAGCCUUUAAGAUCAAUCCGCAAACGUUCAACUUUUGUCACUUCUCAGCUGGAGGACAUAAAAUUGUCCUUGCAAUCUACAGUCAUUCAAUUACGCGGCGAUUAUGUUCUGGGCAUGAUCGACACGUUAGGAGUACACUCGUCCCCCUGCAUGCAACUCCCUUGCCUGUUCUAAUCCCUCUUCAUUUCUCACUUGCCCCACUAUAAAACGCCAUAACCUUCUCCAAUCCUUAUAUCAAGAAAAAAGCACGAAUCAAAUUUUGUACAAUGGCUGUCUUGGGCAAGUUUUCUUUAGCUGUUCUACUCCUUUCCCUUUUGGUUCUCUGUGCUGGCUUGGCUUUGGCUACAACAGACCCAGAGCUGAAGCAGUGCAAGGACCAAUGUAAACACCAACGUCAAUAUGAUGAGGAUCAGAAGAGAGAGUGCUUGGAUCGAUGUGAGAAGUAUUACAAGGAGAAAGAGGAGCAAGAGAGGAAAGGAGAAGGACGGAGAGAAGAAGGAAGAGGAACGGGACGUCGCGAUGAAAAAAUGCAGGAGUUGUAUGAACGCCCAUGUGAGUGGUGCCGAAUGAGGUAUGAAAAAGAACAUCAUGGAAGAGAAGAGGAGAAAGAGGGAAGAAAAGAGAACCCUUAUGUUUUUGAGGAGCGUCAUUUCACCUCAAAAGCGCGGAGUGAACAUGGAAGACUCGAUGUUCUCCAGAAGUUCACCGAGGAAUCGGGAGUUCUACGUGGUAUUGAGAAUUACCGUGUUGCCGUGGUUGAAGCAGCUCCUCAAACAUUUGUAUCUCCAACUCAUUGGGACUCUCACGCUGUUCUUUUCGUGGCUAGUGGACGGGGAACUAUAACUGGAAUCCAAGAGGAAAAGAGACGAAGCUUCAACAUCGAAGAAGGAGAUGUCAUGAGGGUUAGUGCAGGCACUACUGUUUACGUCAUUAACAGGGACGAAGAUGAGCGGCUUUUCAUUGUCGCUUUCCUGAGACCUGUCAAUAUUCCCGGCGAAACCGAGGCUUUCAGGGCACCAGGUAGUCAAGAUCACGAGUCCUUUUACAGCGCAUUCAGCUGGGAAUUGCUGGAGGCUGCUCUUAAGACCGACAGGAGGAAGUUGGAGCGCAUAUUGAAUCAGAACCAAGAGAUCUUUACAAAAGCCUCCAAGGAACAGAUCCAAGGUAUGAGCCAGCGUGAGGAAGGUGGCGGCAUCUGGCCAUUUAGAGGAGAAUCAAGCGGCCCAUAUAAUCUUCUACACCAGCGCCCUGUUCAAAGCAACAACCACGGUCAGCUUUACGAAGUGGAUCGUAGGUAUUAUGAGCAGCAGCUUGAAGACCUUGACAUAAGUGUCUCAUUUGCCAAUAUCACACGAGGAUCUAUGAUUGGACCCUACUACAAUUCGAGAGCGACCAAGGUAGCUGUUGUUGUGGACGGUGAGGGCUACUUUGAAAUGGCUUGUCCUCACGUUGGCCGAGAAUCGCAAACCGGCUCAACUUAUCAGAAAAUAAGCUCGCGCUUGAGACGUGGCACCGUGUUCGUUGUCCCUGCCGGACAUCCGGUGGCUUCCGUAGCUUCACGGAACAGUAAUCUUCAAGUACUCUGCUUCGAGGUGAAUGCCAGAGGCAACACUAGGUAUCCUCUUGCAGGGAAAAAUAAUAUUGUGAAUAAGAUGGAGAGAGAAGCGAAGGAGUUGGCGUUCGGUGUGCGAGAGAGAGAAGUAGACCAAGUUUUCGGUAGCCAAAGUGGACAGUGGUUCUUCCCGGGACCGAGGGAGCGCCAGUGGGAAGGUCGCGCGGAUGCAUGAGCAUGUGAAAGCAAAAUUGAGGCCUUCUGGGGUUUAAUGCUUUUGGGAGGGGGAGAGGUGGUGAAGGCUAACCGACAGAAGGCUUGAUUUUGUGGGGUUUUGUAAUGUGAAUACUGUGAUGUAUAUGUGAUGAAAUAAUGGAAGGGAGAAGAGUAUAUAAUAUAUAUAAUAUAAUAAUAAAUAUGGAUUUUACAUCCUCGUGUUCUUUCUUAUUCAUGUGUAUGAAUAAUGUAUGGCAAGUAACGACUGCUAUUUACAUUAAUUUAAGAUAAUGUAUACAUUUAUAUACUA
Messenger RNA from Manihot esculenta (cassava), 2414 nucleotides. Its product is annotated as vicilin Cor a 11.0101. The transcript is spliced from 6 exons. The record is from RefSeq and is a predicted model, not a curated record. Lineage: Eukaryota; Viridiplantae; Streptophyta; Magnoliopsida; Malpighiales; Euphorbiaceae. The coding region runs from base 603 to 2123 and encodes 506 amino acids.